CAUAUGACCUCAGUCGAUGAAAAUGAAAGCUGUAUGCGGCUGGCUGAAACCUGUAGCGCUUAUUUUGGUCUUUAAUUUAUGUUUUAACGCAAGUUAUCAGCUGGCUGAGCUGCAGGUAUGUAGGAUGUGUCCCGGGACAGUCUUAAACGGCACCGCGGUGGGUCAGUUUUGCUCCGAAUCCGCUGGACGGAUAGACGGGCGGUGCUGCUGGAGCAAUGACAGCACAAGCGACCCUGAACGCAUCAUCGGGCUGGAUCUGUCCAAUUGUUCACUGACUCAUGUGGAUGAUCUCCAGGAAGCGUCAACAGUGUUAAUAAUAGACCUGUCCCUCAAUCCUAUUGUCAACAUGACUGACACGGCAUUUGAAGGAUUCAGCAAGUUAAAUUACAUGAUUUUGCCACAAGACACAAGUUGUCCAGGAGGCAACACGUCUUGGGAAAAGGUGGAGGUCAGAGAGGGGAACCGUUUUUGCCAAGGCCAAAAAAACAUGUGCAACCAGACGGAACACAUGUCCGUCGACUGUCCGGAGAACUCGCUCUGCGCCCCCUACGGCCCCGGCUUCUUUGAGUGCAGCUGUGCCGACCAGCACCACGGAUACAAGUGUCUUCGAGAGGGGGAGUUCCCGGCUCUCCAGGUGUUUGGGCCUCUCGCGGCAUCCACAGUCGUGAUCUCUUUCCUUCUGUGGGUCACCCAGAGACGCAAGGCCAAAUCGCUGUGAGCUCAAACUGCAGUCGACUGAUUUUAUUCUGACGAAAACUGACUGUUUUGAAAGGGAAAAUGCUGACAGGGUAAUGCUGACAAAGUCUGCAGUGACAACAGGCUUGCUGUUAAAUAUUUUCAGACUUUUACACCUUUUGUGGGGCAGCUAUAUUUUAUGUAAAGGAAAUUUAUAAGACUGACAUUUUUUUGUUUGUUUUUAAGUUACAAAUGCAAUUUUAGGGGAAAUUUUUGCUCCAAGUUUAAAGUUAUUUCUUAUUGUCAGAAACGACCACUGUCAACACUUUAACACGAUUUUUAAAUGCACAUAAGAUGAUACUGAAGGUAAAACACUGUGGUUUGCUCGGUGUGCCAACAAAUACUGAAUGUGUACGAGUUCACGCAAACACUGACUUUACGUCCUGAACCUUGUUACAGAGAAUUUAGUUACAACUUAUUGCAUGUUGAACAUGUACUUUAGCAAAAAAGAUUUAGUUUUUAUGUAUGAAUUGCCUUGUGAACCCUAAAGAUGUCUGCCUUGACUGAGCUGUUAAGUGAUUUUAAUAACCUCAAUGCAAAGUUGCAUGUUUAAAAUUAAAGGUGUAUUUAACUUGGUUUUUAGUUGUAAGUUUCACAAGAUCUUCUCAGCUUUAAGUUAAAACCGGACACAAAAUGUAAGCGAUGCUGUUCAGCUUUUGUUCAUCGGUAAAAUGUCUUAAUGUUAAUGAGCAAGAUGCUUCUUCCUAAUUACAUUCAGGGCUCUAAUAAAGAUUUUAAAACAGCG
Molecule: messenger RNA, 1480 nt
Organism: Stegastes partitus (bicolor damselfish)
Lineage: Eukaryota; Metazoa; Chordata; Actinopteri; Pomacentridae
Gene: atraid
Product: all-trans retinoic acid-induced differentiation factor
Exons: 7
Coding region: 17-718 (233 amino acids)
Biological process (GO): positive regulation of osteoblast differentiation
Cellular component (GO): intracellular membrane-bounded organelle
Source: RefSeq, a predicted model, not a curated record